This is a messenger RNA of Nezara viridula (southern green stink bug), 114 nucleotides long. NCBI's taxonomy places the organism in Eukaryota, Metazoa, Arthropoda, Insecta, Hemiptera, Pentatomidae. The record is from the annotation of a GenBank genome assembly.
AUGCCAUAUCUUUCUUUAUAUUUCAUCAAAACACAUAGUCACUCAGAUACAUCUGUUUUAUAUAUAUAUAUAUCCAUUAUAAAGCAUUUUAUUCCAAGUUUAACUAAAAUUUGA